AUGGAAAAAUCUCAGUUUUCUGCCUCAAAGAAAUUGAAGAAAUUCCAAGAUCGGUCUACUUCAGCUACUGGGUAUUCGGGUAGAGAGCGAGGUUUUCGACGCACUAAUCCAAGACCUUCCACCCCAUCAGUGACCAGUGUUGGCAGUGUUGGUACCCCUAAGCCGAGAUGCCAGUACUGUAAUAAAACUCAUUUUGGUGAAUGCCGAUUAAAGAGCGGGGCUUGUUACCGAUGUGGUUCUUUCGAUCAUUUCCUCAGAGAUUGUUCAGAAAGGGGUGAAAAAGAAACUGAACAGACAUCGAAGCUGAAUAAUCCAGUUUCGUGGGGUAGACCACCUCGACCAUCUGGUAAUGUCAGUGGUAGCCGAGGAGCUACGAAAGAUACUACAGACAGAGGAAUAUCUAAUGUGAUUUCGGCGAUGAUAGCUCAGAGGUGCGUUAGAAAAGGGUAUGAUGCUUAUUUGGCAUAUGUGUUAGACAGUAAGGUAUAUGAGUCAAAGAUACAGGCAGUGCCAGUUGUAUGUGAAUUUUUCGAUGUGUUUCCAGAGGAAUUACCGGGGUUGCCACCGGAAAGAGAAGUGGAAUUUUCUAUAGAUUUGAUUCUGGGAACUACUCCAAUCUCCAUAGCUUCGUAUUGUAUGGCUCCUACGGAAUUAAAGGAGUUAAAGACAUAG
Gossypium raimondii (Peruvian cotton) is the source of this 672-nucleotide messenger RNA. RefSeq lists its product as uncharacterized. The record is from RefSeq and is a predicted model, not a curated record. Gene Ontology annotation, molecular function: zinc ion binding; nucleic acid binding. Lineage: Eukaryota; Viridiplantae; Streptophyta; Magnoliopsida; Malvales; Malvaceae. The coding region runs from base 1 to 672 and encodes 223 amino acids. The transcript is spliced from 2 exons.